CAAGCGAGAGUGUAUUCUAGUGAUCGCAGACCAAAGGGAAAAACUAUCGUGAACGAUAAAAUUGUUUGGAUUUGUUGUUGAGAAAGUGUGUGUUUUAUUGUGUUGGAAGUGAUAACAAAGGUAAAUAGCGAUAUUAGUGCGUUAACGGAAAAGACGGUGUGUGAAAAUGCACCGUCAAAAUUCGAAGCAGCUGUCUCAGGAAGAGCAGCGACAAGUUUAUAGCAGUCAUGAGGAGCAGACGCAUCGGACGCAUCAAACGAUGCAGCAGCAGCAGCAAUUUAGCCAAAUGGAGCAUCGCACUGUCACCAGACAAGUUACUAGUCAGCAGAGAGUUCAAGGAGGAAUGAUUGCUCAGGAUAUUUCUCAGCAAUUAGGCUCAAGCGGUAUGUCGCCACCAGUGUUUGAACAGAUUUUCAAGAACGCGCGCUUUGCACAAGGCGGAAAUGCCUUAUUCGAGGGACGAUUGCGUGGAAAUCCAAAACCUGUUGUGUCUUGGACACGCAAAGGCUUGCCCAUGGUCGAAUCCAGCAAGUAUCGCAUGAGCUACAACGAAAGCACAGGUGAUGUGUCGUUGCUCAUCAAUCAAAUCGGACCAGGUGAUGAAGGUGAAUAUACAUGCACUGCCCGAAACAACUACGGUGAAGCCAUAUGUUCAGUUUUCAUACAACCGGAAGGCGUUCCUAUGCCAAGCAUUCAAACAUCUUUGCAAAAAGAGCAAACUUUUCAGACUUCGCAAAAUAGAAUGGAUUCACAAUCAUACCGCUAUCAACAUAUGACGGAAAAUUCAUUCACAAAUGGUCAUACUCAGUACUCUCGGUAUGAAGAUUUUAAAGUAGACACAUUUGAAUAUAGAUUGUUACGUGAAACAUCAUUUAGAGAAUCCAUAACACGGCGCUAUUCUGGCGAAUCUGAUGCACAAUUGUGUGGUACAAUAGAUCGUACACUUGGACCGGCAGCACCUCCUCAAAUAUCGCAGAAACCUCGCAAUUCAAAACUCCAAGAAGGUUCUGAUGCUGUUUUUACUGCUAAGGUUGGUGCAAAUCCUAAACCUAGACUAACAUGGUUCCGCAAUGGACAAAGAAUUGUACAAUCUGAGAAAUGUGAAACUUCAUAUUCUAACAAUCAAGCUAGUCUCCGAGUACGCCAAAUAACAUCUGAAGAUUCAGGACAUUAUACUCUUUUGGCGGAAAAUCCUCAAGGAUGUGUUGUAUCUUCUGCUUUUCUUGCUGUUGAGCCUGUUCUCGAUGGCCAUGGCACCGAACAGAUGAUUAAGCCAUCUUAUCAUGAACCGGAGGAAACAGACGCUUCGGCUAAAGCUUUAGCCCCUAACUUUAUUCGGGUUUGUCAAGAUCGCGAAGCUACCGAAGGUAAAAUGACCAGAUUUGAUUGUCGUGUUACGGGCCGCCCCUAUCCUGAAGUCACUUGGUUUAUAAAUGAGCGUCAGGUGAACGAUGAUGCUACUCAUAAGAUUCUUGUCAAUGAGUCCGGAAAUCACGCUUUAAUGAUAACUAACGUACACCGUUCUGAUAGUGGAGUAGUAACAUGCGUAGCUAGAAAUAAAUGUGGAGAAACUUCAUUCCAAUGCCAGCUCCACGUUAUCGAGAAAGAACAAGUUAUCGCACCUAAAUUUGUGGAAAGAUUUAGUACAGUAAACGUAAAGGAAGGAGAACCUGUUAUACUAAAUGCUAGAGCUGUUGGAACACCAGUUCCUAGAAUAACAUGGCAAAAAGAUGGCGUACCUUUGAUGCAGAGUGCCGAUGUAAAGAUCACCACUGAUGGCGGUGCUUCGAAACUGGAUAUCUACAGAGCCAAGGCGUCGGAUGCGGCGUGGUACCAGUGCACCGCACAAAAUGUGGCUGGCUCUACGGCCACUCGUGCCAGACUUUAUGUUGAGACUGAGAAAGGUGUCACCCCAGAACCAUGGCGAUUGCAUUUACCAAGACCAACUAAAGUUAUCGAACCAGAACCUGUUCCUGGACCUGAAGUAAUAUAUUUAAGGCACGUCGAACGCGCAAAACCUCGUACUGCACCUGGUGAAGAAGACCGAGUUUAUCCACCGCCCCAAUUUAUUAUUCCAUUAAGGGACUUGUCGCAACUCGAAGGUGGUCGUGUACAUUUCGAAGCGCGAAUUGAACCUGUAGGAGAUCCAACAAUGUAUGUUGAAUUUUAUCUCAAUGGAAAACUCCUUGAAGCAAGUUCUCGAUCAACAACGACUUUCCGAUUUGGCUUUAUUGCUCUUGAUUUAAUUGGAAUAAUGGUUCAUGAUGCCGGUGAAUAUGUUUGCCGCGUUGUUAGCUCAACUGGCGUCGCUGAAUCGAGUGCUAUUCUUAAAGUUACUGCGAAGGCUUCUAUAGAACAAACUUCUCAACAUCCUUCUAGUCUUCAAUACAUCGAGCAACUUGAAGAUUACUCGCGUUAUCAACGAAGCGAGAGCACUGAAGAGACAUCUGCUCAACGCCCAGUCUUCAUCCGCCCGCUCCAAGAAUUAGGCGAAUUGCCAGAGGGUCGCAAUGCGCAUUUCGAAGCACAACUUACGCCUGUCAGCGAUCCAACGAUGAGAGUGGAGUGGUACAAGGAUGGAAAACCAAUUACGGCUAGUUCACGGAUAACAUCAAUCUUCAACUUCGGCUACGUCUCCCUUAACAUCAUGCACCUACGGGCCGAAGAUGCUGGUUCAUAUACAGUCCGAGCCGUCAAUCGUUUGGGUGAAGCUAUUAGUACGAGCACUUUGCGAGUACAGGUAAGAAGCACAGUCACAGGAGAUUUAGGUAUACCAGAGCAACAGCGCUAUAUCGAGAAAGUAGAAGAGUUAGAAGCAUAUCAAAAUUAUCAGCAAUCCAAGUAUGUCCAGGAGGUACAAGAAUGUACUGUACCUCCAGACUUUAAGAGUCCGAUUAAAGAUCAGCUAAAUAUUAGAGAAGGAGGGUUCGCGCAUUUUGAAGCUCGUUUAGAACCUGUAGGGGAUUCCAGUUUACGAGUAGAGUGGCUGAAAGAUGGCAAACCAGUUGAAGCAAGUUCCAGGAUUACUUCUUUCUUUAAUUUUGGCUAUGUAGCUUUGACAAUAAAAUACGUCACUGUCAGAGAUUUUGGAAAUUACACGUGUCGUGCUUAUAACGCAGCUGGCCAAGCAUUCACUUCCGCUAAUCUUACAGUACUUAGCAAAAAGGACAUUAUUCAAGACAGUCAACAUCCUGGAGGUCUUGAAAAAAUACAGCAAUUAGAAGAUUCGAGUAGAUAUAUGCGUACUAGUCAUGAAGAGCAAACAGUAACACAGAAACCGCGCUUCCUGGGGCCGCUAAAAGGUACAACAAAGAUAGUGGAGGGCCAAAGAGCCCAUUUCGAGGCCAGAGUAGAACCGCAGAAUGAUUUGACAAUGAAAAUUGAAUGGUAUCAUAAUGGCAAACCUUUGUCGACAGCUAAUAGAAUACAAACCUAUCAUGAUUUUGGAUAUGUAGCUCUAGAUAUCGAGUCCGUUAGAGCUGAAGACGCAGGUGGUUAUACAGUAGUUGCUCGCAAUGCUUUAGGAGAGGCACAACUUGCAAAUACGAUGACUGUAGAAACUCGUUCCAGUAUUGAUACAGCAAGCAUGCAUCGUGGAGCUUAUGAAAAAACAAGAAAAUUGGAGGAUUCUAAAUUUAUUGAACCGCAAUACCAAAUUGAAGAAAUUUCAAAAUCUAAGCCAGUAUUCGUGCAGCCUCUAUCUGAUCCAAAGCCUGUAAGUGAAGGUAAAAACAUACAUUUAGAGUGCCGUUUAGAGCCAAUGGGUGACCCAACUAUGAGAGUGGAAUGGUUCCAAAACGGUCGUCCAGUAACCGUUGGAUCUCGUUUUCGAACAUACUAUGAUUUUGGGUUUGUUGCAUUGGAUAUUAUUCAUGCAACUUCUAUCGAUUCUGGAGAAUACACCGUACGCGCUACCAACCAUCUUGGAAGCGCUCACACAUCUGCAUGCGUACGCGUUAUUGGACGUUCAGAUAUUGAUACUGAAACACAACACGAAAUGUCACUAGAACAAAUACAGAUGCUAGAGGAUGCUUCAAGACAACGACGUACUCUUCAAGAAGAUAUCACUGUUAUGCAAGCUCCACAUUUUACUCGUCCAUUACACAACAUCGAAACCAUUGAGGGCACCAAUGUUCACAUGGAAUGCAGGCUUCAACCUGUUGGAGAUCCCACCAUGAAAGUUGACUGGUUUGUAAAUGGACACCCUGUUAAAACAGGUCAUAGAUUCCGACCGGCUUACGACUUUGAUUAUGUUGCACUCGAUUUACUAAGUGUAUAUCCUGUGGAUUCAGGUGUAUACACCUGUCAAGCCAGAAAUCAAUUAGGCGAAGCUGUGACAUCUUGUUCAGUACGUGUUAUUGCCAAGAAAGAUUUAAUAACUGAAUCGCAACACCCAAGUGGUUUGGAGAAAAUUCAAUAUUUAGAAGAUUCUUCACGAUAUAAAAAAUCUGAGUACAUGGAUGAAUUAAUUACAGUAAAACCCCGUUUCGUAACAAAACCAAAGAAUUUGAAUAAUAUGCGUGAGGGUCAGCAUGCGCAUUUCGAAUGCAAGUUAGAACCUGUGACUGAUUCUAACUUAAAGGUUGAAUGGUACAAAAAUGGCCGUCCGGUAACAGUAGGUCACAGGUUUAGACCAAUACACGACUUUGGUUACGUUGCUUUAGAUAUUGUAGAUCUAAUUGCCGAAGAUUCGGGUACCUAUACUUGCCGAGCUGUUAACGCGAUCGGUUCAGAUGAAACAACUUGCACUUUGCAAUGUAGUGUAUCAGCCACUAUUCAAACUGGAACUCAAAAUGAAUCAGGAUUACAACAAAUUCAUUAUUUGGAAGAUAGAUCUAAAUAUCAAAGAUCCGAAGAAGUAGAAGAAGUCACAAAGCAGGUGCCAAUAUUUACAACAUCUCUCAAAAAUGUUGAAAUUAAGGAAGGACAAAGAGCCCACUUUGAGUGUCGAUUGAUACCUGUUUCAGAUCCAACUAUGAAGGUCGAGUGGUACCAUAACAAUAUUCCAGUUAAAUCAGGAUCUAGAUUUACUGAGACAAAUAAUUUUGGAUUUGUGGCAUUGGAUAUAAUGCAAUGUAUGGCUGAAGAUUCUGGUCAAUAUACAUGCAGGGCAAUUAAUGCAUUGGGUGAAGCCGUUACAUCCGCAGUAGCUAUAGUUCAUACUAGAAAAUCCAUUUACAUGGAAUCACAGCAUGAAGGCGCUUUGAAAACUAUUACUCAUCUUGAAGAUUCAUCCAGAUAUAAGAGACAAGGUAUUGAAGAAGAGAUUAUUACUCAAGCGCCAGUGUUUACAACACCAGUGCGAGAUUUGAAAGUUGCAGAAAAUCAAGCAGCUCACUUCGAGGCGCGCUUGAUUCCAGUAGGGGAUCCUAAGAUGCGUGUUGAAUGGUUGCGUAACGGUGUACCGAUCGAAGCAUCAAAUCGUAUGACAACUAUGCACGACUUUGGCUAUGUUGCUCUUAAUAUGAAGUACGUUAAUCCUGAAGAUUCUGGAACAUACACAUGCCGCGCUGUUAACGAGCUGGGGCAAGCUGUUACUUCAGCACAGCUAAUUGUUCAAUCCAAGGCUUCUCUACAAUUGGAAACUCAAAAUGAAGCGGCAUUACAGAAGAUCCAUCAACUGGAAGAUCAUACAAAAUAUACUAGGCGUGAAGAGGAAGAUAUUGUUGUUCGAGAUGCGCCUCGAUUUGUUGCACAGCUUAAUGGUCCAACAAGUCGGGUGGAGGGCCAGAGCGCUCACUAUGAAUGUAGAAUUGAGCCAUACCCAGAUCCAAAUCUUAAAGUUGAAUGGUUCCAUAAUGGCAAACCUUUGCAAACUGGACAUAGAUUUAGAACAUCAUAUGACUUUGGAUUUGCAUCUCUAGAUGUUUUGACUGUGUAUGGUGAAGACUCUGGACAGUAUACCUGUAAGGCUACCAACAGGUUGGGAACUGCUCAAUCCUCCAUCAACUUGAGUGUUCAACCCAAAUCCUCUAUAAUUUAUGAUACACAACAUGAGGGUGCUUUACAGAAGAUACAAUAUCUUGAAGACGAUUCUCGUCAUAAGAGAAGUGCAACUGAAGAUCAAUUUAUAUCAGAGAAACCUCAAUUUGGUCGCCCACUACGCAACGUGGAAACUGUGGAAGCAGCAGCAGUUCAUUUAGAAGCUACUUUAACACCAGUUAACGAUCCGACUAUGAAAGUUGAAUGGUAUUGCAAUGGACGACCCAUCAAACAAGGUCAUAGGUUCAAAACAACUUAUGAUUUUGGCUUUGUUGCUCUUGAUAUUUUAUAUGCAUACCCCGAAGACUCAGGAACAUACAUGUGCAAAGCAAGAAAUGCAGCUGGGGAAGCAGUCACUACAAGCUCUGUUAAUAUCACAGCCAAACAAGGACUUUACUUGGACACAUUAGAUGAACAGCGCUUGAAGAAAAUAAAAGAUUUGGAAAAUUAUGAACGACCACAAAAGGCUGAAGUUGAACCAGAAGGCCAAAGACCAGUAUUUUUGACACCACUUGUCAGUUUAGAGAAUCUGAAGGAAGGUGAACACGCACAUCUUGAAUGUCGUGUGCAACCCAUCAAUGAUCCAAAUUUGAAAAUCGAAUGGUUCAUUAAUGGAAAUCCAAUACGAGCAAGUCAUCGUUUCCGAACUACACAUGAUUUUGGCUAUGUCGCUCUUGAUAUAUUACAUACUUAUGGAGAAGACUCAGGCACAUAUAUGUGCAAAGCUUCCAACUUAUUAGGAGAAGCUGUCAACACUUGUACAAUUAAAGCUGUUAAUCGUCGUAGUAUCAUAUUCGAUACACAGCAUCCUGAUGGUUUGGAAAAAAUAAGAGAAUUAGAAGCACAAGGUCGUCCUGCUAGAUUGGAAGUAGAGGAACCUGUUGUGACUCCGCCAAAAUUAGUCGCUGAUCUCAGAGGAACUACUGAUCUGAUGGAAGGUCAAACUGCGCACUUCGAGUGUCAAGUUGAACCUAUACAUGAUCCAAAUUUAAGAAUUGAAUUUUACCACAAUGGAAAACCAUUACCUUCUGCAGCACGAUUCCAUAUAACAUUUGACUUUGGUUAUGUUGCUUUAGACAUACAGCACGUCGUGCCAGAAGAUGCCGGCGAAUAUUCAGUAAAAGCCAUUAACGCAUUGGGUCAAUGUACCUCUUCCCUAAAUAUGAGGGUUACGGCAAAGGAAAAUAUUAUUCUAGAAUCACAGAGACCUGAAGGACUUGAUAAAAUUAGAAAACUAGAAGAAAUGCAGCCAUUUAAACGUCCUGAAAUUCCAGAUCCAGUAACCAGACAACGACCUGUGUUUACACAGCCUCUCAAGAACAUUGAUUCAAUCGGUGAAGGCCAAACAGCUCAUUUUGAAUGCAGGUUGAUUCCAGUUGGUGAUCCAACUUUGAAGAUUGAAUGGUUCAGAAAUGAAAAACCUUUGGAGGAUAGCUCUCGCAUUACUACCACACAUGAUUUUGGAUAUGUGUCAAUGGAUAUAACACAUGUAAGGGAUGAAGAUGAAGGAGUUUAUAUGUGCCGCGCGUCGAAUCCAUUGGGCGAGGCUGUUACAACUGCUUCUAUGAAAAUCAAGAGUAAAGCUAGUAUUCAAAUGGAAACACAACAUCCAGAAGGAAUGAAGAAAAUACAACAAUUAGAACAACCCGUGUCCGCUAGACCAGAAGAACCAGAACGAGAUUUUGAAAAACCCAUUUUCACUCAGGUUCUAACAGGUCCGUCUGAAUUAUGGGAAGCUCAGCAUGCUCAUUUUGAAGCACGCGUUGUUCCAGUCGGCGAUCCUAGCAUGCGUUUUGAGUGGUAUGUGAACGGAGUGGAAUUAAAAAUGGGAUCUCGCUUCCGAACCACACACGAUUUUGGUUUUGUAACAUUGGAUAUAAAUUCAGUUGUUCCUGAAGAUGCUGGUGUUUACAUGUGCAAAGCUAUAAAUAAGGCUGGCGAAGCAGUUUCUUCAAUUAGUAUGAAGGUUAAGUCUCGUUCAUCGAUAGCAGGAGAAACAUUAAUGCCAGAGGCAUGGCAGAAGAUUCAAUUGAAGGAAGCCGCAAUGAAUCGCGUUCCUGAAAUGUUUGUUGAUACAACACCACAACAGGCACCAGUAUUCACUACUCAUUUACAAAGUUAUGACAAUUUGCAUGAAGGGCAACAUGUGCAUUUAGAAGCUCAAGUUGAACCCAGAGCCGAUCCCAAUCUCCGCAUUGAAUGGUUUAAAAAUGGAGUCUCAUUGACUACUGGCACAAGAAUAAAAAGCACAUUCGACUUUGGUCUUGUUACCCUUGCAAUUAAUGGACUACGGGAUGACGAUUCAGCUAUUUAUACAUGCAAAGCAACCAAUUUACUUGGUGAAGCAGUAUCUACAUGCACGCUGAAGGUUCAUGAUAAACAUUGGUUAUUAGGAGAAACUUUACAUCCAGAUUCUCUACCUAGAAUAGGUGCAUUGGAACAGCCUCGGGGACAAAAAGCAGAAGCUCCAGAGCCUACAUAUGAAGUGCCAGUAUUUAUUACUCAUUUAAACAAUGUUGUAUGUAAAGAAUCUGAAAAUGUGCAUUUCGAAUGUAAUGUAGAACCAUCAAAAGAUCCAAAUAUGAAAAUUGAAUGGUUUGUUAAUGGUAAGCCAUUGCCACAUGGAGCUAGGUUUAAAACUACGUACGACUUUGGUUAUGUAGCAUUAGAUAUUAACCAUGCUUAUGAAGAAGAUUCUGGAAUAUACACAUGCAAAGCUACUAAUAAUAAAGGUUCGGCAUCUACAUCAGGAUCAUUGAAAUGCACUAGUGCUGCUAAUAUUUACUUGGAUACUCAGCAUCCACAAGGAAAAGUAGGUUUAGAAGCUGUCCAGGAAGCUGAUGAAGCCGCAGCUAAUAGACUAAAAAGACAAACUUCGAAACCUGAUGCUGAAUUUGGAAAACCAAUAUGGACUGUGCCAUUUACAGCUGAAUUCAAAUUAACUGAAGCUGACAGUUUGCACUUGGAAGGGCAAGUAGAACCAAAGCAUGAUCCUAACUUAAAAAUUGAGUGGCUACUUAAUGGUAAAGUUUUAGAGCAUGGAUCUCGCUUUAAAAUGACAAGUGAUUUUGGUUUUGUGACAUUAGAUCUAACGGAGGUAUACGAUCGGGAUCAAGGAAUCUAUACUUGUCGCGCAUAUAACAAAGCCGGUGAGGCCUUUACUUCAUCGACAAUAUAUUGCACAAGCAAGGAUAAUUUAAUAGAAAGAACACAGCAUCCUAAGGGUAAAGAAGGUUUAGAAAAGAUUCAAGAUUUGGAGGAAUCUCUCCGUCCAAAAGAACCUGGUGCACCAGAGGCUGAUGAAGGACGUGCACCUAAGUUUACAUCAGAAUUUACUAGUCUCAAAAAUGUUAGCGAAGGAGAAAUUGCUCAUUUUGAAGCAUCAUUGAUACCAACUGGAGAUCAAUCAAUGGUCGUCGAAUGGUUCUACAAUGAAAAACCAUUAGAUGCAAGUCAUCGUUUUAGAACUGUCUAUGCUUUUGGCAUGGUUGUAUUAGAAGUUCUAGGAACAAAAAUAGAAGAUUCUGGAACUUACUCAUGUCGUGCCACCAAUAAAUGGGGAAAAGAUGAAAUAUCUGUAGAACUUGAAUGUGUGGAUAAAUCAUCUGGACAAAAACCAAGGUUUACGACACAGAUUCAAAAUUUAGUUGGAUUGAAGGAUGGUCAAUCUGCACAUUUCGAAUGCACGCUUGUGCCUGUUGGAGAUCCUAACAUGAAAGUUGAAUGGUUCCAUAAUGGUAAACCUUUGAGACAUUCAACCCGCAUCAAACCUGUCUCUGAUUUUGGAUUUGUUUUGAUGGAUAUAGCUUAUGUUCAAAGCCAUGACUCUGGUGAAUAUGUUUGUCGUGCUAGCAAUAAGUACGGUGAAGAUACUACAAGAGCCACAAUCCAAUGCUUUGGAAAAGGUGGAGUGUAUCUUGAUAGUUUACAACCAGAUUCAUUGGCUAAAAUUCGUGAGUUAGAAGGAUUACACGGAUCAGUACCGCAAGAGCAGUCCGCACCUGUAACGGAGCCACCGAAGUUUAUAACACAAAUUGCAGAUGUAACAAAAUUAGUUGAGGGACAAAGUGCACACUUUGAAGCCAGGUUAACACCAGUUACAGAUCCCGAUUUAGUUGUCGAAUGGUAUUACAAUGGAAAGAAAUUACCUCAUGGACAUAGAUAUAGAACAUUCCAUGAUUUUGGAAUAGUCAUUCUGGAUAUUUUAUAUUGUUACGAAGAAAAUUCUGGAACCUAUGAAUGCAGAGCAUAUAAUAAAUAUGGAGAAGAUUCUACUAAAGCAACACUGAAAUGUGUGUCGAAGGCUAAUUUAAUCUUGGACUCGCAACUACCGCGGGGCAUGGAAGGUGGAUUAGAAAAGAUACAGAAUCUAGAAGACUCUUUAAUAAAGACGCGCGAUGAGCGUGCUAGUGAAGAACGUGGUAAAGCACCCGUGUUUACUUCUCCACUUACAAAUAUUGAUAACUUACGCGAAGGCGAAAGCGCUCACUUCGAAGCCAGAUUGAUUCCAACAGAUGAUCCAAAAUUGAAGGUUGAAUGGUUCUGGAAUGGAAAACCUCUUAAAACUGGAUCAAGGUUCCGCACGUUCUGUGAUUUCGGUUUUGUUAUUUUAGAAAUUUCCCCAGUUUAUCCUGAAGACUCUGGCGAGUACUCAUGCCGUGCUUUUAAUGAUUACGGUGAAGCAGUUACCACAGCUACAAUGAAUAUUCAAGGUAAAAGAAGCAUUAUAUUUGAAUCGCAGUUGCCUAAGGGCAUGGAAGGAACGAUUGACAAAAUCGCAGAACUGGAAGGUCUUGGGCAUUUGCCAAGCCCGCAAAUACCAGAAGAUGACUCCGGUAAACCUCCAGAAUUUAUUACAACUCCUUCAGAUCUUACAUUAAAUGAAAAUUCAUUAGCACACUUUGAAUGUCGGUUAAUACCAGUAAACGAUCAAAGCAUGCGUGUGGAAUGGUUCCACAAUGGUAAACCUUUGACAACCGGUUCAAGAAUUAAAACAAUCAAUGACUUUGGCUUUGUUAUUCUUGAAGUAGCUGGAUGCUAUCAAAGAGACUCCGGAUUAUAUACAUGUAAAGCGACGAAUAAACAUGGUGAAGCAUCUGUUUCUUGCAAAUUACAAGUUCGAGGACGCCAAGGUAUAAUUCUUGAGCCACAAUUACCGAAUAACUUUAGAACGGGCACUGAAAGCAUUCAGAAAUUAGAAGAAGCUCUACACAAAAAGGAAGAAAUUAUGACCGAUGAAGAAAAACCAGAUCCACCAAGAUUUAUUGUAGAAUUGAAGGAUGUGUUGGAUGUUCAAGAAGGCGGUCCGAUUCAUUUUGAUUGUAGAGUUGAGCCUGUUAGCGAUCCAACUAUGAGAAUUGACUGGUUCCAUAAUGGAAGACCUUUUGCUACCGGAUCCAGGGUACACAUGGUAAACGAUUUUGGUUUUAUAUCAUUGGAUAUGUCAUAUACUUACGCAAGGGAUUCUGGUGAGUAUAUAUGUCGAGCUACCAACAAAUGGGGUUCAGCAACUACAAAAGCAACGAUCACUUGCAAAUCAAAACGAGACAUAAUAUUAGAGUCUCAGUUACCGCAAGGCAUCAGCGGAGAAAAAUUGAAAGAACUUGAACGAGGACCUGUUACAGAAGCUCACAAAGAAGACAAACCUAUGUCACCACCAAAAUUCAUAACCCAAAUUGAAUCUGUCACAAUAGAUGAGUCAGAAAGUGUUCACUUUGAAUGCAGAGUUGAACCUAAAGAUGAUCCUAGGUUACGCGUGGAGUGGUACAGAAAUGGAAAACCUUUGCCAACAGGGCACAGAUUUAAAACUGUCUACGACAUGGGUUUUGUGUCUUUAGAUAUUCUUUAUGCAUAUGCUGAAGACUCUGGUGAAUAUGUAUGCCGGGCUGUAAAUGAUUUAGGAGAAGACACAACAAGGGCCAAUAUCUCAUGCAAAAAAUUGCCAUCAAUUAUUUUGCAAAAUCAAGUACCGAAAGGCAUGAAGCGAUCUGAAACAUUAAUGCAAAUGGAAGCUACUAUUAAAAAGUAUACAUCUGAAAUAUUCUUAACUGAAGAAGAUCUAUAUGACCCUGAUAAAAAGCAACCUCCAAGAUUUGUAACACAAAUUCAGGAUCAGACAACGCUUGUGGAAAUGCAAUCCACCAAAUUUGAAUGCCAACUUGCUCCAGUUGGAGAUCCGAACAUGAAGGUUGAAUGGUUCCUAAAUGGCAAGCCUUUACCUCACAAAAAUCGUUUCACGCCGAUAUAUGACUUUGGAUAUGUUGCUAUGAAUUUUGGCUGGGUCUACCCCGAGGAUAGUGGAGAGUAUUUAUGCAGAGCAACAAAUCUUUAUGGUAUGGAUGAAACUAGAGCGAUUAUAAAAACUGCUGGUAGACCAGGAAUCAUAUAUGAUUCACAACUUCCCAAACAUAUGAAGAGCAUUGAAAGAAUUAGGGAGAUGGAAGCAGCUUGGCAAAUUGUGCCGGACGAACCUGAUGAAGAAUCUAAACCUAAAUGUGCACCUGUGUUUGUUAGCAAACCAGAACCCUGCACAACGGAAGAAGGCGAAUGGGCUAGAUUCUGCUGUAGAGUUACAGGUCAUCCACGUCCUAGAGUUAUGUGGUUAGUUAAUGGUCACACUGUAGUCAACGGUUCAAGAUAUAAAUUAACAUAUGAUGGAAUGUAUCACAUGGAUAUACCAAAAACAAGACAGUAUGAUACAGGAACAGUUGAAGUAAUUGCACGAAAUUCAUGUGGUGAAGCGUUGGCUUCAACAGAACUGAAAGUUAUUCCAAGACAUGACGAUUACAGAGGUGUUCUUAAGAAUUCACCAAGACCUUGGUACGACUACGACCUAACACAAUAUCAAAAAGAACGUGUAGGAACUGAAUUAGAGAAGACCUUCGAAGAAAGACAAGCAUUAUUGGCUCAACAAGGAGGAAUUGAAUUAAAUCCAGAACAUUUGAGACCAAAAGUAAUUAAGCAAGCGGAAACGGAAUGGCAGCAAACAGUCAAAAGUAAGAAGGGCGAAGAAUAUUAUAAUAAACUGCAGGAACUAGAAAAUGAGCAAGUUGUUAAAGAAUCUAAACUUCGUGGUGCUUCACAUCAGUUUGCUAUUCCCGGUGAGAAAUUAGUUGCUAGUUCUAUGGCGAAAGGAAUGGCGCAAAAGUAUCAGGAUAAUCUAGUACAAACUACUGAGACAGCUGUUGAUGCUCCUCCUAAAGCAAAAUAUAUCCAAAAGCCACAUACAACAGAAUAUAUAAUAGAUUCUCAACAUGUCCCAGGUCACCCACCUGAACCUUCAGAAUCAACAGUGCAUGGAAAAGAAGUUCAUGUUGCCAAACAAAAGCAAACACAAAAGGAAACAGUGGGAGAUUUAGAAAUAACCCGCAAGAUUACUGCGACCGAAACGACAGAAGUUGAACACAAGGGCAAAACAUUUGAAAGAGUUGUUCAAGGUCCUGUAAAACCAUCUAAAGCUCCAUUUUUCACAAAGAAAAUUCAACCUUGCAGAGCUUUUGAACAAGAACAAGCUCGUUUUGAAGUGGAAUUUGAUGGCGAUCCUUUACCUACGAUUAAAUGGUAUCGCGAAGAUUUCCCAAUACAGAAUUCUAAAGACUUCCAAAUUCAUACAUUCAGUACAAAAUCUGUAUUAAUUAUUCGCCAAGUGUUCUUAGAAGAUUCUGCUGUGUUUGCGGCAGUAGCAGAGAAUCGUGGAGGUACCGCAAAAUGUAGUGCAAAUUUAGUUGUUGAAGAAAGACGAAGGCAAGGUCGUGGUGGCAAGAUUCCACCUAGUUUUAUAACAACUAUACAAAAUACAAACGUGAACGCUGGACAAUUGGUAAGAUUUGAUGCCCGUAUUUCUGGAACAAAACCAUUAGAUGUAUACUGGCUGAAAAAUGACAAAAAAAUUACUCCUGACAUCCGUUAUAAGACAUUGGAAGAAGAUAAUACAUAUACUCUGUUGAUUAUCGAAGCUUAUCCAGAAGAUACAGGAAAAUAUGAAUGCGUUGCUAUUAAUAGCGCCGGCGAAGCACGUUGCGACGCUGAGUGCUAUGUUCAGGUUCAAACUACACCAAAAUCACCAGGAAAACCAACAACUCCAGGUGUAGAAAAAGCACCUACAAUUAUAGAACCUUUGAAAGAUCAGACCAUUAAAGAAGGGCAGAGUGUUGCUUUUAAAUGCAAAAUUACUGGAAAACCAACGCCCACCAUCAAAUGGCAAAAGGGUGAGAAAGUUAUCAAGCCCUCCAAAUAUUUCCAAAUGCAAAAAGAAGGUGAUACAUGCACACUUAAGAUUUCAGAGGCAUUCCCAGAAGAUGAAGGAAUUUAUAAAUGCAUUGCGAUCAAUGCUGCUGGUAAUGUAAAUACCGUAGCUAAUCUUAAAGUACUGGCACCUGAUACUCAAGACACAUUGCCUGUUCUGACACCAAUGAAAGAUGUAGUAGUGUAUGAAGGUGCACCGGCCCAAUUCAAGACUACUGUGGCCUCAAAAAUAAAACCAACCAUUCAGUGGUUUAGGGAGGGCGAUCUGAUACCAGAGUCACCAGAUUUCCAGAUGAUCCAUGAGGGCUCAAAUGCCGUGUUGCUAAUCUCAUCAACUUACGAAGAAGAUUCUGGUACGUUCACCUGCCGCGCAAUCACAUCGGCUGGUCAAGUGGAAACCUCAGCAAAACUUGUUGUUAAAAAAACUUCACGCACUAAAAUCAAGACAUCAACGAAAAAUACCGAAUCCGAAUUUGAUGAAACCGACUACGUAGAACGUUCUGAAAGGCGAGAUGAUAUCAACUUAACCAAAUUUUCUAAAUCUCAGAAGACACAUGACGAUAUUACUGAUGAAGCAAUUGUACGUAAAGGUGAUGAUAGUUUACCAUGGAGAAAAAAAAAUAAGCCGGGUUUAAAACAGCAACAAAAUGAAUCUGUAUUACCAUGGACUGAAGAAGCUAUAUCUUUAAAGAAAUCAAAAAUAAUUAAAUCAAAAAUUCCCAAAGAAAGUUUAGAAAAUGUGGUUUUGAAACCCGUACCAAAGGGUGAUGUUGAGAAGUGUGAGCCAAAUCUUGAUGAAAAGCAUAAAACGAAAGAUACAGUACAGAAAGAAGGAAUUGUUGAAAUAGAUAAUGUGGAGCAGUAUCAUGAAACUGAGGAUACGAAUUUACUAAAAGUGAAAAAAGAGGAAAAAGAGUUUGAUCGACAUAAAUUAUUAUCAAAAGAAGCUCCACAGGUAACACCUUGGACAGAAGAAGUAAUUAAUCUUAAAAAAAGUAAACCGAUUAAAUCGAAUAUUUCAAAAGAAACACUUGAAGAAGUGUCGCUAAAACCUGUGACAAAAAUAUCUCGUCAGCCCGCAGAUGAUGACAAAGUGAUUAAACAUAAGAUACCUUCCCCAAAAGAUGAGUUUGAAGAAACAGUGAAUGUAGAGAAGCUACAUGAAACUGAAGACAUCAAUCUACUACAAUUGAAAAGCGAAGAGGAAUAUAAACAGCAUAAAAAGUUAUCAAAAGAAGGUAAUCAAGUAACACCGUGGACCCAGGAAACAGUUAAUCUUAAGAAGAGUAGACCGGUUAAAUCAGAAAUUCCAAAAGAAACAGUUGAAGAAGUGUUAUUAAAACCAGUGAUAAAACAAUUUGAUUCAACAGAUAAUAAUAAUAUGGUUAAACAGGAAAAACUUGUAAAUAUAGAUUCGGAUCAAAACGACACCGUAGAACAGUUACAAGAAACGGAGGAUACUAAUAUACUAAAAUUGAAAAAAAAUGAAAAGAAAUAUGAAAAACAUAAAUUGCCACUAAAUGAAGAACCUGAAGCCGAGAUAGAACAGGUUGAUAAGUUGUCAUGGGGACGAGAAAAGAAAGAAAAGCUAGAGCCAGAAGCGCGUGAACAAAUGCAGUUGCCUACAGGCAAGAGAAAAUUUGUGGAACCAGAAAUGUCUGAGCAAGUGGUAUUGAAGCCAUUUAUGAAAAUACCCGAAGAGAAGAAGACGGAACCCGAAGAAGUCGUCUUAAAAUCUAUUUCAAAACCAACUCCAGUUGAGGAACCUAAAAAGGAACAAGAACAGGUUGACAAGUUGCCAUGGCGAAGAGGAAAGAAAGAAAAGCCAGAGCCCGAAGAACCGGAAGAAAAGCAGUGGCCUACAGGCAAGAGAAAACCAGUGGAACCAGAAACGCCUGAACAAGUGGUAUUGAAGCCUUUUAAGAAAAUACCCGAAGAGAAGAAGACGGAGCCUGAAGAAGUCGUCUUAAAAUCUAUUUCAAAACCAACACCAGUUGAGGAACCUAAAAAGGAACAAGAACAGGUUGACAAGCUGCCAUGGCGAAGAGGAAAGAAAGAAAAGCCAGAGUCCGAAGAGCCGGAAGAAAAGCAGUGGCCUACAGGCAAGAGAAAACCAGUGGAACCAGAAACGCCUGAACAAGUGGUAUUGAAGCCUGUUAAGAAAAUACCCGAAGAGAAGAAGACGGAACCCGAAGAAGUCGUAUUAAAAUCUAUUUCAAAACCAACUCCAGUUGAGGAACCUAAAAAGGAACAAGAACAGGUUGACAAGCUGCCAUGGCGAAGAGGAAAGAAAGAAAAACGAGAGUCCGAAACGCCGGAAGAGAAGCAAUGGCCAACAGGAAAGACAAAACCUGUGGAACCAGAAAUGCCUGAACAAGCGGUAUUGAAGCCAUUUCAGAAAAUACCUGAAGAGAAGAAGACGGAGCCUGAAGAAGUCGUCUUACAACCUAUUCCAAAACCAACUCCAGUUGAGGUACCUGAAAAGGAACAAGAACAGGUUGACACACUACCAUGGCGAAGAGGAAAGAAAGAAAAGCCAGAGCCUGAAGCGCCUGAAGAGAAGCAGUGGCCCACAGGUAAGAGGAAACCUAUGGAACCAGAAAUGUCUGAACAAGUGGUAUUGAAGCCUCUUAAGAAAAUACCUGAAGAGAAAAAGACCGAAUCUGAAGAAGUCGUCUUAAAACCUAUUCCUAAAUCAACUCCAGUUGAGGAACCUGAAAAGAAACAAGAACAAGUUGACAAGCUGCCAUGGCGAAGAGCAAAGAAAGAAAAACCUGAGUUCGAAGCGCUUGAAGAAAAACAGUGGCCUAUAGGCAAGAGAAAACCAGUGGAACCAGAAAUGCCUGAACAAGUGGUAUUGAAGCCAUUUAAGAAAAUACCCGAAGAGAAGAAGACGGAGCCCGAAGAAGUUGUCUUAAAAUCUAUUUCAAAACCAGCUCCAGUCGAGGAACCUAAAAAGGAUCAAGAACUGGUUGACAAGCUGCCAUGGCAAAGAGGAGAGAAAGAAAAGGCAGAGCCUGAAGCGCCUGAAGAAAAGCAGUGGCCCACAGGUAAGAGGAAACCUGUGGAACUAGAAAUGCCCGAGCAAGCGGUAUUGAAGCCUUUUAAGAAAAUACCUAAAGAGAAGAAGACGGAACCUGAAGAAGUCGUCUUAAAACCUAUUCCUAAAUCAACACCAAUUGAGGAACCUGAAAAGGAACAAGAACAGGUUGACAAGCUGCCAUGGCGAAGAGAAAAGAAAGAAAAACCAGACUCCGAAGCGCCGGAAGAGAAGCAAUGGCCAACAGGCAAAAGAAAACCUGUGGAACCAGAAAAGCCUGAACAAGUGGUAUUGAAGCCAUUUAAGAAAAUACCUGAAGAGAAGAAGACGGAGCCUGAAGAAAUCGUCUUAAAACCUAUUACAAAACGAACUCCAGUUGAGGAACCUGAAAAGGAACAAGAACAGUUUGACAAACUGCCAUGGCGAAGAGGAAAGAAAGAAAAGCCAGAACCUGAUGCGCACGAAGAAAAACAGUGGCCCACAGGCAAGAGAAAACCCGUGGAAUCAGAAAUGCCUGAACGAGUAGAGUUGAAGCCCUUUAAGAAAUUACCUGACGAUAAGCAGGUAGAACUGGAAGAAGCGGCUGUGGAACAUAUUCCAAAAUCAAGUCCAGUCGAAAAGCACGAUCAGCUUCAAGAAGUUGAAUAUAAGAAGAUUUCAGAUAAAGAGACAAAAGUUCUUCGGAGCAAAGACGAUGAAGAAAAGAUGACCAGACAAAAAAUUGCAAAUUUAGAUUGGAACAAACAAGAUAUCAACUUAAAAAAAGUUUCAAGAUCCAAAUUUGUACCUCAAAAAGUUCAACUUGAACAAGUUGAAUUAAAGCCAGCAAUGAAAAUUGAACCAAGAUUUUCAGAUGAUGAUAGAGAAGAAGUGAAUCUUAAGCCCGUCUCAAAAGAUGAAAAAACACUUAUUGUUGAAGAGACUAUUACUGAAGUUGAAGAUACAAUAGUCUACAAGGUUGCUGAUGAAAAAUUAAGGUCUGAAUCAGAAAAAGUCAUUUUGAAACCUAUUCUAAAACCAUCUCCAGUGGAAAAGCAUGAUAAUCUUCAAGAAGUUGACUUACAGAAGAUUCCAGUUAAAGAACCUGAAACUGAAAAGGAGCAGGUCGACAAGCUGCCAUGGCAAAGAGGAAAGAAAGACAAAUCAGAGCUCGUUGAGCCUGAAGAAAAGCAGUGGCCCACUGGCAAGAGAAAACCUGUGGAACCAGAAAUGCCUGAACAAGUGGUAUUGAAGCCAUUUAAGAAAAUACCCGAAGAGAAGAAGACGGAGUCUGAAGAAGUCGUCUUAAAACUUAUUCCAAAACCAACUCCAGUUGAGAAACCUGAAGAGACACAAGAACAGGUUGGUAAGCUGCCAUGGCAAAGAGGAAAGAAAGAAAAGCCAGAGCCAGAAGCGCUUGAAGAAAAGCAGUGGCCCACAGGCAAGAGAAAACCAGUGGAACCAGAAAUGCCUGAACAAGUGGUAUUGAAGCCAUUUAAAAAAAUACCCGAAGAGAAGAGGACGGUGCCCAAAGAAGUCGUCUUAAAAUCUAUUUCAAAACAAACUCCAGUUGAGGAACCUAAAAAGGAACAAGAACAGGUUGACAAGCUGCCGUGGCGAAAAGGAAAUAAAGAAAAGCCAGAGUCUGAAGCGCCUGAAGAGAAGCAGUGGCCCACAGGUAAGAGAAAACCUAUAGAACCAGAAAUGCCCGAGCAAGUGGUAUUAAAGCCUUUUAAGAAAAUACGUGAAGAGAAGAAGACGGAGCCUGAAGAAGUCAUCAUAAAACCUAUUCCUAAAUCAAUGACAGUUGAGGAACCUGAAAAGGAACAAGAACAGGUUGACAAGCUGCCAUGGCGAAGAGAAAAGAAAGAGAAACCAGACUCCGAAGCGCCGGAAGAGAAGCAAUGGCCAACAGGCAAGAGAAAACCCGUGGAACCAGAAAUGCCUGAACAAGUGGUAUUGAAGCCAUUUAAGAAAAUACCUGAAGAGAAGAAGGCCGAGCCUGAAGAAAUCAUCUUAAAACCUAUUCCAAAACCAUCUUCAGUUGAGGAACCUAAAAAGGAACAAGAACAGGUUGACAAGCUGCUAUGGCAAAGAGGAAAGAAAGAAAAGCCAGAGCCUGAAGCACCUGAAGAGAAGCAGUGGCCCACAGGUAAGAGAAAACCUGUGGAACCAGAAAUGCCUGAGCAAGUGGUAUUGAAGCCUUUUAAGAAAAUAACGGAAGAAAAAAAGACGGAGCCUGAAGAAGUCGUCUUAAAACCUAUUCCUAAAUCAACUCCAAUUGAGGAACCUGAAAAGGAAAAAGAACAGGUUGACAAGCUGCCAUCGCGAAGAGAAAAGAAAGAAAAACCAGACUCUGAAGCGCCGGAAGAGAAGCAAUGGCCAACAGGCGAGAGAAAACCCGUGGAACCAGAAAUGCCUGAACAAGUGGUAUUGAAGCCAUUUAAGAAAAUACCUGAAGAGAAGAAGGCCGAGCCUGAAGAAAUCAUCUUAAAACCUAUUCCAAAACCAUCUUCAGUUGAGGAACCUAAAAAGGAACAAGAACAGGUUGACAAGCUGCUAUGGCAAAGAGGAAAGAAAGAAAAGCCAGAGCCUGAAGCACCUGAAGAGAAGCAGUGGCCCACAGGUAAGAGAAAACCUGUGGAACCAGAAAUGCCUGAGCAAGUGGUAUUGAAGCCUUUUAAGAAAAUAACUGAAGAGAAAAAGACGGAGCCUGAAGAAGUCGUCUUAAAACCUAUUCCUAAAUCAACUCCAAUUGAGGAACCUGAAAAGGAACAAGAACAGGUUGACAAGCUGCCAUGGCGAAGAGAAAAGAAAGAAAAACCAGACUCCGAAGUGCCGGAAGAGAAGCAAUGGCCAACAGGCAAGAGAAAACCCGUGGAACCAGAAAUGCCUGAACAAGUGGUAUUGAAGCCAUUUAAGAAAAUACCUGAAGAGAAGAAGGUCGAGCCUGAAGAAAUCGUCCUAAAACCUAUUCCAAAACCAACUCCAGUUGAGGAACCUGAAAAGGAACAAGAACAGGUUGACAAACUACCAUGGCGAAGAGGAAAAAAAGAAAAGCCAGAGCCUGAAGCGCCUGAAGAGAAGCAGUGGCCCACAGGUAAGAGGAAACCUAUGGAACCAGAAACGUCUGAGCAAGUAGUAUUGAAGCCUUUUAAGAAAAUACCUGAAGAAAAAAAGACCGAAUCUGAAGAAGUUGUCUUAAAACCUAUUCCUAAAUCAACUCCAGUUGAGGAACCUGAAAAGGAACAAGAGCAGGUUGACAAGCUGCCAUGGCGAAGAGAAAAGAAAGAAAAACCAAAGUCCGAAGCGCCGGAAGAGAAGCAAUGGCCAACAGGCAAGAGAAAACCCGUGGAACUAGAAAUGCCUGAACAAGUGGUAUUGAAGCCAUUUAAGAAAAUACCCGAAGAAAAGAAGACAGAGCCUGAAGAAGUGGUUUUAAAACCUGUACCAAAAUUAGCUCCAGUAAAGAAGCAAGGUCAAGAAGUUGAGUUAGAGGAUGCUGCACAGAAGUCUUUACAAACAAUGUCUGAACAGGAAGUCAUAAUAUCGAAAAUAAAGAAAGAAAAGAAAAUUAAAAACAAAAUCGCCCAAAAAGCGCCUUCAUUUGUUAAAAAAGUACAGCCGACAAUAGUAGAAUCUGAAAAGCCUGUGGAAUUAACUUGCCAAUUUGAAGGAAAGCCGAGUCCAAAAAUUACUUGGUACCACAAUGACGUCGAGUUGAAGGCAUCCGAAAGAGUUUUUAUAACUGUUACCGAACAAAGCACUAAGCUCCGUAUUGCUAAGGCAUUACCACAAGAUGUCGGUGUAUAUACUUGUAAAGCAGUGAAUGAUUUUGGCAUGGCAACCUCUACCGCAAAGCUGCUAAUUUUAGAAGCCGAAGAAGAAGGCAUAGCUCCACAGUUUGUACCUCCGAUCAAACCCAAAGUUGUUGAAGAGAAUAAACAAUCAUUUUUGGAAUGCAGAGCUAUUGGAACACCUGCACCACGUGUGCUUUGGUUCAAGGGAGAAAAGGAGAUUAAAAGUGAUAAAAAGCAUACGAUUCAAUAUAAUUCAGAAACCGGUGAUGCUAAAUUAAUAGUACAUGAAACCAACAUAAAUGAUGAGCAGAUAUAUAAAGUCAAAGCAAUUAAUAAGUUCGGAACGGCGGAGUGCCGAGCCAAUUUAAUUUUACAAAAGUCUGUGGAGGUCAUUAAACCUACAGUUGUAGAGGCACCUAAAUUUGUGAAACCUAUUAAAGCACAAAUAGUAUCAAGUAAGGAUCAUGUGAAUUUAGAUGCUGAAUUUGAAGGAAUACCCGAGCCUGAAAUUACAUGGUAUCGUAAUGGUAAAACUAUAAUAUCAACUGCAGAAAUUCAAAUAAAAACUCAAAAUUAUCGUACAAAUCUAUACAUCGCUCCCUCUUGUAAGCAAAAAAGCGGUAAUUAUGAGGUCAGAGCUGUAAACGACGGCGGAGAAGCAAAAUCAUCAUGUUCUGUGAAAGUAUCUGAUGAUGAGGAAAUGAAGAAGGUUAAAGCUCCUAGAUUUAUAAAACCUUUGAAACCUGAGAUUGUUACUCCAGGAGAGGUAGUAAUAUUGGAAACUAUAGUGGAAGCAUUUCCGACAGCUACUUUCCAAUGGUUUAUGCAAUCGCGUCCAAUAUUAAGUUCUGAGGAAGUAAGAAUUAAUUCGGCAGAGAAUAAAUCUGUAUUAAUACUACAAUCUGUUUCGAAAGAACAAAUCGGUCUUUACACAUGCAGAGCGGAAAACGUUGGAGGUUCAGCUACUUGUACUGCCAACAUCGCAAUCUUAGAAGAAGAGGUUCAUGAGAAAAUUGUUGAGUUUAGUUCUCCCUAUUUCACAGAGAAGAUAAAACCCGUGAUAGUGAUGGACGGUGAAAAAGUAACAUUAACAUGCAAAAUUACUGGAAAACCUACGCCACGUAUAAAAUGGCUUCACAAUGAGAAAGAAAUUGAAGAAGCCAAAGAUAUAUCAAUAUCUCAAGACACAGAAGGACUUUGCGAAUUAUGCAUAGAGGAAGUGUUUCCUGAAAAUGCUGGAGAAUACAUUUGUGAGGCUACCAAUAAAUUUGGAAAAGCUACAUGUAAAACAACUGUGGUUGUGGAAGCUUAUGAAUAUGUUCCUGAUUCUGAAAUUGUUAGUCCCACAAUAGCAAGUCUUUCCGAAGAAGAAAUAGUAGAAGAGGAGAUAAUUGAGGAAGAUGAAACAAUACUAACAGAAGAAUAUUCACCAAAAAUCGUGAAAAAAUUACCUGAAGUUUUGGAAACUAAAGAGGGUCAUCUUACUAGGCUUGAAGUUAAAGCUAUCGGUAAACCUAAACCAGAACUUAAAUGGUUUAGACAUGGAACAGAGAUAAUUUCAUCAAACGACUUCCAAAUUGAAAACUUCGAAGAUGGUACUUCUGUUUUAACUAUAACUGAAGUAUAUCCAGAUGAUACUGGUGAUAUUGUCUUUGAGGCACAUAAUCCAUUAGGCGUAGCAAUGACAACCACAGAAUUGUCGGUUGAAGGUAUACUAGGAACAAAAGAGUACCGAAAACCAGAAUGGGUUACUCACAUGGAAGAACGUAAAUCUACAGCUAAAGCAGCACAAGCUGUUCCCACUUUUGUUAAAGAAAUAGUGGAUAUACGAGCUGAAGAAGAAGAUGCGGUGACAUUUGAAUGUCAGUACUCUGGGCAACCUACUCCAGAUGUAGUUUGGUACCAUAAUGAUAAGCCCUUAAGAAACACAGAAAAGAUUAAAAUUACAAUUCAUAAAAAUCACUCGAUGUGCACUAUCAAGAGUGUAAGUUUGGAAGAUCAAGGUAUAUAUGUAUGUAAAGCAACAAGCGAGGCAGGAAUGUCAAUUACAAAAGCACAGUUGCAAGUAACGGAAAUGUCUGAAGAGAAAAAAUUGAAGAUACAUAAAGCAAAGGAAAGAAAUGUUGAGAAAUUAAAAGAAAAGGUUACUCUUCACAAAACUGAAAAAAUACCAAAGAAAUCUCAAGCUUCAAUUGCGAUUGAAGAAAAAAGUGCAACUGAUGUUUCACAUAUAGAUACCAUAGAGACGGUGAAAUACAUAAAAGAUGAAAUUAAACCUAAAGAAAAGGCAAAAACGAAAGUUACCAUAGAACAACCAGUAAUAACAUCUGCUACUGCAUCAUGCAAGAAAAUUGAUGACACCACUGUAACGAUCAAAGAAAUCAAAGAAGUAGCAGAACCAAAGCAACCACUCAAAGAAUCAAUCAUUGUUCAUGAUAUUCAAGUUGAGGGAACUAUUGAAGAGUUUGUUCGGGAUGUAAUAAAGAAGCGCGGCGUUAAAGUGACGCGACAAGAAGUCAAUAAACUCUCUUCUGAAAUCAAUGAGACUAUGCAAUAUAUUGGUGUUAAAGAAUUCUCAGCAGGAGAAAAUCCUUUGCAAGAAUUGGCAAAAAUAGAUUUCAUGGUUCGCCAUGGUAUUACAACAAAUGAAGUGAUGAGCCUAUAUGAUGCAAACAAAUUUCCAGCAUUAAGAAAACCAGAAUCACAAUCUGCAUUAGUGCAGGUAAUUGAACGUAAAGGGCAUGGUCCCAUUAUAUCAGAAAUUUUAACACAGGAAAGUGUUGUGAGUGAAGAUUUCCUAACACAACGGCUAGGGUUUAAGGCACUUAUGAGGACUGUCGAAUUAAAAUAUGUAACUGUUGAGGAAGUGAUUACACACUUUAGGACUGAGGCUUUCAAUAUACAGUCAGUUAAAAAAAUAGAGGCAAAUGAGGUUGUUAUUGGAGAACUUCAAAAGGCUAAAGUACAGAAAACACAUAUUGAAAAAUCUGUUGACGCAUCCAUAACACAAGAAAAACAAGUUAUUAUUCACAAAAAGCCAAAACAAGAUAAAAAAGACAUGGAAGAAGAAACUACAGAAACAACAGUAAGUACAACUUUGGUGACUGAAAAAGACAAAACACUCAAAAAGCAAAACAAAACUAAAAAAAUAAUUCAACAACAAUCUGAGGAAGAAGAAGAAAUUGAGGUUGAAAUCGUGGGUGGCGGCAAACGUAUUAUUAAAAAGGUGAUCCGUGGUACGAGACCGGACAUAGUUGAAGAGGACGUUGAUGAAGAAUUUAUUGAUGAAUUUUCGCCAAAAUGCGAGACGUAUUUGCGAGAAAUACCUUUUAUUAGUGCUUCGCAUACACUUGAAACUGUUGGCGUAGAUCAGUCUGCAGAAUUAGCAACUGGAAAGCCUAGUUCCCAAAAAGCUAACGUAUCGAUAAACACACAUACUGCUUUAGUUGAGCAUGAGAUUCGAGCAGAUGAACAUGAGGAAGAAGGUACUUCCAUAACACAAAUAAACGUUUCGGCAAAACCUAACUUUGAAGCUGUUAUGCCAUAUACUGUUACUGAACCAGAUGUACAAAACCAAGUCGAUACUUUCGAUGAGAAAUGGACUCCGCGAUCGUUUGAAGCUUCAUCAGAUAUAAUCCUAACUGAAGGCAUUCAAAUAUCUGAGACUAAAUCAGAUACUGAUUUAAAAACCUUCAUGAAAAAGACUGAAACAUCAGUAAAUGCAUCAAUAAAUCUUUUACAGCAAGAAGCUACGAAUGUGACUCAAACUGAAGUAUCAUAUAAAGAAGAAUACUUUACUGAUAAAUUGCCAAUGAGAGGAAUUACAGCAUCGCAGAAUGUUAUUACACAAGAAGGUUUGAGUGUAUAUGAAGUGUGCGAUGCCACUGCUGAAGAUAACUUGAGUUCAUUCUCUAUACCAUCAAGUUUGAAGCCAAAGUUCCAAAUUCCAUCAAAUGAACCCAUUUUGGUUGGAGAAGUAUUUGUAGAAGAUAAGCCAGGAAAAUAUGUGCCAGAACAAUUUGUUGCAACAGAAUCUGCUAGUCAAAGUAUAAUAACACAACAACAAAGGACUACAUUUGUUACACAUGCUCCUGAAAUGGAAGGAGAUUUUGUUCCUGGUAGAUUACCACCAACUCAGAAUGCUAAUUUCCAAGUAAUAACUAAAGAAACAAUAUUAACAAGCGAACAUGCAGUUCAUGAGAAAGAAGAAGAAUUUACUGAAGGAAAAUUACCUAACAUGUUCAAUGCAGUACCUGAUAUCACAUCUUCUGAAGCAAUUACUAUUGAUAUCGUAGAUACACAAAUGCCACAGAAAGAUCUUACAGUUUCUCAAGAAGACCGAUUUGUUGCAGAUGUUUCUUUUACAGAAAAAGAAUCUCUAAUCGGGCACUAUACUAUAACACAUGAGAAUGAGGAAGCAAUGAAUGAGCUGGAAAAACCUAAAGGAAAGAAAGCGGAUACAACUUUCACUUUACUUGAAUCAAAAGAUGUUUUUGCAGCUACUGUGCAAGAGUCAGAAGGAGAUUUUAAAGAACUACGUAAACCAACAACUGCACUUGCAAAUAAAGAUUAUUUGCCAGAAAAAUCGUUGUUGAUAUCAGAAGUAAUAUCAUCUGACUCUCAUGGUGAAUUUACUGACCGAAUUACACUUUCAUCCGACAUUGCGGAAAUUAAUAUGGAAACAUUACAAGCCAAAUCUGUGCAAACAGUUCAAACGCAAGAAAACGAAAAUAUAUUAGAGGAGAAACCGAAACCAUCACCGUCUUACAUUCAGCAGAGUGUUAAUGAACUCGAAACCUUGACAGUAAUCCAAUCACAAGUUCAUGAAUCUGAAAAUUUAUUGAGCAGUGACGUAUUUCCGGAAGCGCAUCAUGGUAAAACAGCUUUUGAUCAGUUCUUGCAGUCAGCUAUAACUGAAGAAAUAAAUCCGGCUAAUACAGUAAAUACUAUUAGCAAAGAUCAACCUCUGUCGGGGCAUGCUAAAACUCAAUUAGAUGAACUUCAAGAAAUCAUAGUGGAGGAAGCAGUUGUGGGAGAUAAUAUAAAACCUUAUGAUAAAGAUGCAAGACCAGAAAGCAAGUUGGCAACUUUAAGCAUGCUGAAUAAGGAAAGUUUUACUGUUUCACAAAUAUUCGCUCAAGAUAAGGAAUCUCCUUAUGAAAUUCAUCACAAACCUGAAUCAUUCAAAGCAAAAACAGAAUAUAGUUCCAAUACCGUUGCCAUUCAAAGUGAGGUUUAUCCUAAAAUAGAAACUGGUAUUCUUGAUCUACCUGCACCAAAAGCAGAUAAAGCUAAAGCAGAAUCUGACUCCUUGCAAUCAAUAAUUGUUAAUGAGGCUUAUAUGAUUGAAAAAGAAGGUAAAUUCGAUAAAUUGUUAAAGCCUGAAGAAAAAUCAGCUUUUAUUCAAAUAGAUGAAAUCAUGUCAAGCCUCAAUAUAUCCGAAGUUGAUGUUCACGAUCGCGAAGAUGAACAAAAAUUGACAGAACCUGCUAAGCCAAUAACUGCUUCAACAUCAAUUAGAACAAAUCAAGCUGCUGAAACUACUAUUGUCAGCACAGAACUGCAACCGAAAUCAUUGAAACCUGAUAUACCUUUGCAAGCAUCGGCCAACUUGGACAAUCAACCAUUAUCAGAAAUUAUUAUAACGCAAGCCACUGUUAAUGAAGUGGAACAAAAAUUAGAUGAUUUCAUUAUUACAGAGAAGAAAGCAGACAUUAACUUUGAUGAAGAGCAAGGGGUAAUUAUUUUCGAAACAAACAUAAAUGACAAGGAAAAUAAACUGCAAGGUCUUAUUAUGCCCGCAGGAAUUAAAGCGAAAUCUGAAAUUUCUGGUAGAAAGGUCACAGUUCAAGAGGAAGUUGUAUCUCAUUGUUUAGAAAGUGAAUUGAAGGUUGAGCAACCGGAAAAACAAAAGGCUAGGGCUGACCAAGAAAGUUUCCAAGUUGCUAUGAACAUGCAACAAAUAACAGCAGAAUUGGAAGACACUUAUAGUCAGAAAAUUUUACCAGAUAGUAAGCAUGCUGAUAUUUCCUUUAUUGAAGGAAAAUCUUUAUCUGUAUCCCAAGUAAUUGCACAGGACAAUGAGUCGCAGCUAAAAUCUACUGAAUUACCAGAGACUAAAGAAGUGAGUUUUGAAAUUUAUGGGCAUAUAGUAGCCCAGCAAAAUGUAGUUGUCCCAGAUAAUUCUGCUGAUAUAUUGAAGAUGGUUUCAAAUAAAUACGAAUCAGCAGCAGAUAGCAUAAUUCCGUAUAAAGCUCCCGUUAAGGUCGAAACAGUCUGCAAUGAAUUAGAAAAAACAUUUGAUGACAAAUUCACACCCGAUACUAAAAAGGCUUCAGCUGCUUAUGAGGAAACUAGAGGUGUUGAAGUAUCUGAAACUUUAAGUCAGGAUAAUACAGAUAGUUUACAAAUUUUAGAAAAACCCAAAGAAAAAACUGCUGUAACGGACGUCACAGGACAUGAUAUUGCCCAAACAACUGAAGUAUUAUCCUUAACUAAUGUGUCGGAUUUGCGGGAUAUUAAAUAUGAUACUGAAUUUGCUAAAGCUGCACAAACACAAUAUGAAUCUGUUAUUAAUACCUGCGCGGAAGUUAAUGAAUCAGAAUCUCUUCUCGUGCCUAAAGCUCAACCAACAAAGGUACAGUCAAAUAUUAACUUUGAAGAAAAGCACAGCAUUCACGUUACAUCGGUUGAACUUGACUCUAAAGAGACAGAUAUGACAGCAAAGUCUCAACCAACUUCAUUCACAGCCGAUACUUCUAUAUCAGGGCAAGACUCUGUUAUAACUUCUGAAGUUUUGCCUGCAGAAGUGUUAGGUGAGUACAAGAGUCUUGAUACAAUUGGGAAGCAUGGCACUGAGAAAACUAUUCCGUAUAUACCUUUAGAGAAUUUUGAAAGCCAGAUAAUUGAAAGUGAAUGUGAUUUCAAGGGAUCAUUUACCCCUUUUUCCAUGAAUGCGGAACUAGAAUUUGUUAAAGGUCAUGGACUGACUGUGACACAAGUAACUGCAGCUGACAUGGAGCAUGAAAUGAAACCACUGGAACUUCCCAGUUAUAACAAAGUUUCUGGUAACAUAGAGCAAGCUCAAAAUAUUGCAGAAAAAUCGGAAAUUCAGACUCAUUUAGGAAUUAAAUUUAUUGAUACCACACAACCCUUAACAAUGGAAGCCAAAACAUCACAAGAUGCCUCUCAUAGUAUUUUAGUUACAAGCGUUGAAAUAGAUGAAAGUGAAAAGGAGUUUGAACCAUUACAAAAGCCGAGUAUGAAACAAGUACAAGUAAAUCUAUCUGAAGGAAAAGCUGUACAUGUAGUUUCUGAAAUAAUCCCUAGUGAUAAAGAAGCUGCUUUUAAGAAUGAUUUCCAAAUAAAAUCAGACGUGGCUUCUCAUAAAAUAUCAGGAUGUAUUAUAGCGGAAAAAAGCGAAGUUCUUUGCGAACAAUCACUUGGGGUGGUUAGAAAAGAUACUGUACAAGAGGCUAAUGCAAAACAAGAACAUAUCACAGUUGAAUCUAUAACGCAAAAUGAAGUGAUACUGCGAGAAAAGGAAGAAGAAUUUAUUGGAAAACCUAUAUUUAAACCAACGGAACAGGCAAAAUUAACACACAUCUCCCAAGAGCCCAUUGUUGUUACAGAAAAUGUAACUACCCAAAUAAAUGAACAACUUGAGCCGCAUAAACAACCAGAGCAAAAACAUGCAACUAAGGAAAUAUUUGGCAUUUCAAUCGCUGAAAAAAUGGAAGUGUCUGCGGUCGAUGGCCUUGGGUCUGUUGGAAAAGAAGAUCUUCAUUCUGUAACAGCAAAGGAACAUCAGGAUCUAAUCGAAUCUUUAACUCAAACGCAAAUAAUUGUUCAGGAAAAAGAAGAUGAUUUUAGCGAAAAACCUAAGAUUGAAGAAACUGCUAAAUUGAUGCAAAAUGUGCAAGAACACAUUACUGUUACAGAACCUGUAAUUGAUCAAACACAUGACAAUUUACAAGUAGAGCAGUUUCCGGAAGGCAAAAAAGCUUUUAAGAAUGUAUCUGGAAAAACUAUUGCUGAGAAAUCUGAAAUAUUGUGUGAAAUGGCUUUAGGCACGAUUGAUCAAACACAAACAAAGGGUGUAACAGCACAAGAAAAACAUGUUUUGGCAGAAUCAAUAAUACAAAUACAAACUUUAUUAGAAGAGAAGGAAAAGGAAUUUACUGAAAGACCGGGAUCUACCGAUAAAGCAAAAUUAUUGCAACCUACACAAGAAUCUCUUAUAGUUACAGAACUUACAAGUAAUCAAGCACAUGGACAACUAUUGCCCGAGAAGCAGCCCGAGGGAAAGCAAGCCACACAGCAAAUAUCUGGGAAAAAAAUAGCAGAACAAAUGGAAGUUCAAUCUGAAUUGGCUUUGGGUUGCAUUGAAGGUGAUGUAGUGCAGAGAGUGACAGCCAACAGAAAUCAGACUAUAGUUGAAUCUUUAACUCAAACAGAAGUGGUACUUCGUGAAAAAGAAAGUGAGUUUGUUGAAGAUACUAAGAGAUUAGAUAAUGCAAAAUUAAUACAAAAACCGCAAGAACCUCUUAUUGUAACCGAAAAUAUAAUGAGUCAGACAAAUGUAGAACUUGAACUACAAAAGAAACCGGAAAUAAAACAAGCCAAAACUGCGGUGAACGAAAACGAAGCAAUUAUAAUCAGUUUGAUAGACUCUCAAGAAAUGAAUAAUGAUUAUGUCGUUCAAGGAACUAAAACGUCGCAAGCCACCCGCGUGCAAACUACAGAAUCCAGUAUUCAAAAAGAAGAAAUUAUCCCUGUACAAAAUGUUGAAUUGAUUAAGGAUAAGGGUGUACAAAGAACUGAACAUAUAGAACCUAAAUUAGAGGACACUGAACUUAAUAGCGUCGAAAUACUAGAGAUGAAAACAACGGGUGAAUUGGAAUCAAUUUUGCCAGAAAUGACAAAACCACAACAAAAGCGAGCCAGUAUAUCAUACGAAGAAAUAAAAACUUUCCAAAUUACAGAAACACAUUUACAAGAGGCAGAAGAUUUACCGCAGAUUGAUAAAAUCAAUAUCACAAAAGCCAAUGUUAUACAUACACACACUGAAUCACAUACAGUUACUGAAAAUAUACCUACAAUUUUAAAAGCAAAUGAUUCUGAUAAAUCUGACGAAGAAAUUAGCGAAUUUAUUACCACUUUUGACACAUCCACUGAUGGUAGCACUAUUACAAAACGCACUACCAAACGUACAACAAAAAAGAAAAAAUUGCGCCCAGGUUUAGAGCAAGAUGCAGGUGUAGUAAUCGAAGAAUUCUUGGACGAACCAUUAGCUGAAAAGUUUGUUAGCGAACAUGUUCCUGAUGUUUCAUUUACUGAAUUAACAGAAGUUGAAACUGACCUACAAACAGAAUUGCCCCAUCAAGACGUUAGUCUUGUCGAUGAGAAUGCAAUUGUUGAAGAGUUAGUAAAAUCUGAAGACAUUGAAUAUGUGAGAAGAAAUAGUCUUAAUAUUAUAGAAUUACCAGAAGAAGUAGAAGUUGUUGAAAUAAAAUCAUUCUUCGGCAAGCCUAAGAAACGUGUUUCUCGAAAACGAACUUUGAAGAAACAACAAGGCGACAAGGAAGAGAUUACAAGAAUAGUUACUAUAGAAGAAGACGGAAAGGAGCCAUUUGUUACCGCCACUACAGAAAUAGUUGAUAUUACAGAAGAUAAUUUUACACCAUUGCCUAAAUCUGAUUCUUUACAGGAACAUUGUGUAGUCGAGCUUCCAGAACAAGUUGAAGUUACUGAAAUUAAAUCAUUCUUUGGAAAGCCAAAAACUAGAACAACUCGAAAAAGAACAAUUAAAAAAGAUUUAGGGGAUAAAGAUGAAAUUACUACAAUAGUUACAGUCACUGAAGAUAACAGUGAACCUAAGGUUCUGGUCUCAACUGAAUUUAUAGUAAAGCCAGAUAUUGAAGAAACUAAUAUACUCGAGGAAACGAUCGAUAAUUAUGUGAAAGAACUUCGCGCUUCUGCUCUUGAAAAGACAGCCGUGGUUGACAUAUCUGAGGUUAUCGAUGAUAAAAAGAAAAUUUCAAAACAGACUGUUACAACAAAAGUUCUUCCGACACUAGUUCACGAAGAAGAGAAGGUUACUGAAAUGAUUACCGCAGAAACUCUUAGUCAAGAGUCUUAUAUGAGUACUGUGGAUAAUGAGUUACACGAGCCUGUAAGUACAACACUGGAUACAUUCGAAACACCAGAGGUAAUUGAUGUAACUGAAUUCACAUUGCCCUCUGGUGAAAAACAGACAAAAAUCAUUAAGAAGCGUACUUUUAAGAAAGUUAUUGGCGAUAAAGUAGAAGUAACCAAUAUUGUAAGCACUAUUGAAGAUGGCGAAGAACCAGAAACUUGUAUCACUGUCGAAAUUGUUGAAAACCCCGAGGAGAAUAUAGUGUACGAAAUACCUGAAGUCGAAGAAGCUACGAAAGUCAAAAAGCGAAAACCUAAAAUUACAGAAAAAAUUGAGGAGAGAAAAAUUGAGGACAAAAUUGAAAGCGAGGUUUUACGAAGAGAAAUAGAUGAAGAAUCAACAGAAAAAUUGGAGAUUAAAUCACAAGAAAAUGUUGAAGGUGAGAAACCUACGAAAAUUAAAAAACCUAAACAAAAGAAACCAAAAAUCGAUGAUAAGUCAGAAGAAGAGCAAAUAGAAGAUGUAACUCCAGACUUGGAUCAUGAACCAGAAGAAAUCGAUCGAACCGAGUCUUCUCAAAUCUUGGACAAACUGAAAAAACCUAAGAAAAUUAAGCUACCAAAAGAAGAUGAACCUAAAGUAGAAGAAGAAACACAGGAGAUUAAUCAAAUUGUAGAUGUGUUUCCAAAGGAUUCUGAUACUGAGUCUUUUCAAACCGUAGACAAACCAAACAAGCCUAAAAAAGUUAAGAUGCCUAAAAAAGAGGAACAAAUACCUAAAGAUAAAAUUGAAGAGAAGGUUGAAAUUGAAGAUUUGGCUCCUGUGGCUUCUGAUUCUGAGCCUGUUCAAACCAUGGACAAGCCGAAAAAGCCUAAAAAAGUUCAGGUGCCUGAAAAAGAGGAACAAAAACCAAAAGAUGAAAUUGAAGAGAAAAUUGAAAUUGAAGAUUUAGCUCCACAGGGUUCUGAUACUGAGUCUGUUCAAACCAUAGACAAACCGAAAAGGUCUAAAAAAGAUAAGAUGCCUAAAAACGAGGGACAAAUACCAAAAGAUGAAAUUGGAGAAAAGGUGGAGAUUGAAGAUUUGGCUCCUGAGGGUUCUGAUUCUGAGCCCGUUCAACGCAUAGAGAAACCGAAAAAGCCUAAAAAAGUUAAGAUGCCCAGAAAGGAGGAACAUAUAUCAAAAGAUGAAAUUGAAGAAAAAGUUGACAUUGAAGAUUUGGCUCCUGAGGGUUCUGAUUCUGAGCCACGCAUCGACAAACCGAAAAAGCCUAAAAAAGUUGAAAUGCCGAAAAAAGAGGAGCAAGUACCAAAAGAUAAAGAAGAUGAGACUGCUCAAGUCCUAGAGGAAGUGAAGAAGCGUAAGAAAAUUAAAACACCCAAAGAAGAGGAACUUCAAGUAGAAGAAAAAAUACAAGAGAAAGUUCAAAUUGAACAUGAGGUUUCAGAACAAUAUGAAAUUAAGCCUACUCAAAUUCUAGAUGAAGUAAAGAAGCCCAAGAAAAUUAAAGCGCCCAAAAAAGAAAAACCUCAAGAAGAAGAAGAAACAAGGGAGCAAGAGGAUAAGGAUACUGAGCCCGCUCAAAACGUGGCUGAUAUAAAGGAGGAACCAGAAACGAGAAGUCAAACAGAAGAAAUAGUUAAUAUUGAAGAUAUAGCUCCAGAAAUAUCUGAAGUUGAGUCUGUUCUAAUUAUAGAGGAACCGAAUAAAUCUAAAAAAAUUAAAAAGCCUAAAAAAGAGAAAUCACAAGUCGAGGAAAAAAUGAGAGAACAAAUUAAUAAUGAGCCUUCUUCUACUACAGAUGAAAAGCAGAAGCCCACGAAAGUUCAAAAACACAAAAAAAUUGAACCAAAAACAGAAAAUGAACUAAAGGAGAUAGAUCAAAUUGAAAAUAUAGCUCCAGAAGAUUAUGAAGAUCAGCCUGAAAUUGAAACGGAGAAAACAGAUCAACAAGUAAAUAAGCAAAAAAUUAAACCUAAGUUAGAAAGUGUUACCUUGAUGAAAAUUGAAAAGAAAGAAAUGAAACCCACAAAAGUAAAGAUUGAUAAAGCGGAAGAGUUACCUCAAUUUGCCACAAUAAAACUUAAAAAAUCACAUAGCACACCAAAAAAGAAAGAAGAAGAUAAAGUCGAACUACCCAAAUUUUUGUUGAAAAGCCGGAUAAAGCGAUGUGAAUAUCCUCCUCAACCACUCUUUCUUAAAAUUACAAAUAUAAAUGCAGUUAGGGAUAAUGGCACGUUAUCCCGUAAUGUACAAGAAGCAGUUAAAGUUUUAAGAAAAAAAUACAAGAAAGUCAAAUUACCAGAGAAAUUUGAACCAGACUUGGAAGUCAACACGCUCAAAAUAGAUGAGGAUGUUCCAUCAUCUCCUGAAACAAAAUUGGAUGAUAAUUUGUUUGAUAAAUUACCUGUAAAACAAAAUAAAGAGCCUGAGGAAACAGGCAAAUUGAAAAUUAAAAAAGGAAAAUUACCUGAGAAUAAAAGUAUUGAUGAUGAAAAAAUAAAAUUAAACAAAGUACCAGAUAAAGAGUUGAAUAAUAUAGAAGAAGUUUCAAAUAAGCCAAAACAACAAGAAAAAGAGGAACAUUUAAAACCGAAGAAAGAAGAGCCUGUUGUGCAUGAUAUUGAGCCAUUUGUAGGUACUGACAUAAAUUACGAAACGCCAGAAAAAGAAGCAUUAGAAACGUUUGACAAACCCGUUGAAGCUAAAGAUAUGCCGGAAGGUAAAGAAUUGACGCAAAAAAGAACAAGAAAACAUAAGCCAGAUCCUGAAAUUAUUCAUGUUCCGUUAGAGAAGGGUAUACCAAAACCUAAAGACACUGAAGAUGACAAUGACAUCAAGUUUCGUAUUUCUCAAAAAGAUAAACCUGAUAAUGAGCUUGACAAUAUUGUAUUAAAACCAUUCUCUAAACCAGUUCCUGAUUCAGAUAAAGAAUUGAAGGGUAAUGAUUGCGAUAUGAGUUUGAAACCUAUUACAUCAAAAGAUGACUAUGAUCAAGUUGAACAAAAACUAAAGAAAAAGAAAUUAAAACUGAAACCAAAAUUAGAUGAUAAGGAACCCAUCAGUGAAGAGCAUAUUGUGGAUGAAAAUGUUCCAGAAGAAGUAAAAAUUGAAAAGUCAGUUGAGGAUCUAAAAGAGCAAAAUAUCGAAAAACCGAAGAAAUCUGAACCAAAAACAGAUAUGCCACUCACUACGAACGAGGAAUUCAUCAAAGAUGAUGAGCAAAUCAUAAGCUCAAUCACUAGUUCAAUAAAUGAUAAAGAAAAAUAUAAAGUGAAAGUACCCAAAAAGAAAAAAAUAGAACCUGUAGAAACAAAUGAUAAGCCAGUUUUGGAGCCAAAACAACCUAUUGAAGAAGAGUCAACUAGUGAAGUACCAGACGUGGAGAAAACGGAUGAUUUAAAGGCCAUGGUUGAAAAUCCAGAUGAGGAAUCUCUGUUGGAGAAACCAAAUGAAGAAGAUGUCAAUGCGGCUGAAGAAGUUAUGCAAGUACCAGAUGAUAAAAAGAAAGCGAAAAGAAAACCAGAAGAAAACAAACGAUCAAAGACAGACAUUGUCCCUCUACAACCGGAAGAUUUGCAUACAGAGGCGAUUGAAGAAAUUAAUGAUGAUAAUAAACUUCAAAAACCUGAAGAACCGUUUAGAGUAGAUAAAAAUAUCAUUGAUAAAUAUAGUGAUACGGUACAAGUAAGUGAAGACAAUUCACACCCAACAUUAUCACCUACCAUAACACCACAACCUACACCGCCGAAACCUACAAUUGAAAACGAAGAAUUAUCCGACAUUGCUAAAUCGCAGGAAGAAUCCAAGAUAGAAAAAUUGAAAAAACCGAAGAAAAUUGAAGAAAAAAUUCCAGAAAACAAAAAAGAUGAACCCGAAGAAAUAGUAACUGAAACUUCUGAAGAAGUUCAAGAAACAUUUGGAGAUGAAAAACCGAAAGAUCUGAAGAAACGAAAAGUUAAAAAGCCUAAAAAAGAAGAAUCAACAAUUAUGGAUGACACCGAAAAGCCAGCAGAUGUUAAAAUUGAUGACACUAAACUUGAAGAAGAAGAUAUUUCUGAAAUUGCAUCAGAAGCAGAACAACCAUUACUAGAUAAAAAAGAUAUACCUCAAAAACAACCCGAAGAGAUUGAAGAAAUUAAAAUCAAAACUAAAAAGCCAAAGAAAACACAGAAAAAAGUGGAAGAAAUUGUUCAGAAACCAGUGAUGCCAGAUGACAUAGUUCCACAGGAAGUUGUUGAAUUAGCCGAUAUGACGGAGAAACGGCCUGAUGAAAUCAGAAAAGUUAAAGCUAAAAAACCUGUUAAACCAGUUGCUAAGUCUGAAGAGGAUGAACCAAAGAAAGAAGUUGAAAAAGUGCAAACAGUUGAUGAAAAACCAGAAAAACCUAAACCGAAAUUAGAGAAAGUUGAGUUGAUACCGAUGAAAAUCGAGAAAAAAGAAAUAAAACCCACAAAACUCAAAAUUGACCAACCAGAAGAACUUCCUCAAUUUGCUACGAUGAAACUUAAGAAAUCGCAAGUUGCCCCGAAGAAAAAACCCGAAGAAAAAGUUGAACUACCAAAGUUCUUACUUAAAAGCCGUAUAAAACGAAUUGAGUAUCCUCCGGCCCCACUUUUGAUGAAGAUUACUUUCAUAAAUGCCGUCAGAGAUAGUGGUAUCUUAUCCCGCAACGCAAGAGAAGCCAUGAAAGUAUUAAAAACAAAGUACAAGAAAGUCAAACUACCGGAAAAGUAUGAACCAGAAUUGGAAGUUAAUACGCUUAAAAUGGAUGAUUACAUGCCUUCGUCGCCCGAAUCAAUACCAGAUAAACAAUCGUAUGAAAAACUGCCUAGCAAACCCGAAGAAGUAAAUGAGAAACCCGAAAAAUUCACUAUUUCUAAAGGAAAAUUGCCGGAACAAGAUGAUGUCGAAGAAAAAAUUACUUUGAGGAAAAUUCCUGAAAAACCCGUAGGCGUCGAAGAAGAAAUUAAACCGAAGCCUAAAAAGAAAGAAGAAGAACCGGUAUUGAAAACGAAAAAAGAAAAAUCGAAGGAACCUAAAAUUGAGCCCUUUAUUCCAAGUGAUAUAACGCAUGAUGAACCUGAUAAAUUAGAAUUAGAAAAAAUCGAUAUUCCAGGUCGAUCUAAAGAUAUUCCUAAAGAAGAGGAAUCUAAACCGAAGAAAUCAAAGAAGACUAAACCAGAACCAGAAAUAAUAUCAAUACCAUUACAAAAGGGUAAACCUAAGCCGACUGAACCAGAAGAUGAAGAAGAUGUCAAAUUUCGUAUACCAAAAGGUGAAAAACCAGAUGAAGAACCAGAGAAAAUUACACUUAAACCAUUCGCUAAGCCCACACCUUCUACCGAUAAAGAACCAAAGGAUGCAGACCGUGAUAUGAAUUUGAAACCAAUUGAAUUAAAGGAAGGCGAAGAUAAACCUGAAGAAAAAUUGUUCAAAAAGAAAAAAACAAAACCUAAACCUAAAGAAGAUUUACCGGAACCUGACCAAGAACAACCCCAAGAUAUAGAAGCCGAUGAAGUAGUUGAAGAUAUACCAAAAGAGCCGGAAGAAAUUUCCCCAGAAGAAAUUCAAGAAUCUGUAAUAUUUAAGAAGAAGCCUUCAAAGAAAAAACCUGUGAAUGAAGAGCCAGAGGAGGAUAUUACUGUAAGUUUCACAAAAACUGAGAAAAAAGAAGUCGAAGAAGAAAUGGAUGUUUUUGUAACUCUGAAAAAGGAACCUAAAGAUGUUGAGAAGCCAGCAGAAAUAACUCUGAAGAGAAAGAAAAAGAUUACCAAAAAGCCUAUAGAAGAGGUAUCCGACGAUAUUACUAUUAAAACGCAAGAAAUAGAAGAUAUUGAAGAAGCUGAAGUGAUUGAAAUUGCAGAAGAAAAACCGGUUGCCGAGGAAAUGACACCCGAAGAAAUAAUUGCAGUACCACAGCCUACUGAAGAAGAAAAACCAAAAGACGAACCUGAAGAAUCAAAACAAAUGCCAGUAGAAGAAAUCACAAUAAAGAAAAAGAAAAGAAUCCCAAAAAAAGCAAUCGAGGAAGUAGUUGAAUCAGUUGUGAUUAAGCCAAAGGGAACAGACGAAGUUGAGGAAUCGGAAGUUGUUAAAAUUCAAAAGGAGAAACCAAUUAAACCGUUUGAAGAAGCGGCAGCGGAUGAGAUAACAAUUACAAGAGUAGAGACAGUGGAAGAAGUAAAAGAACAACCUGAGGAGGUUAUAGAGGAAAAGCAAGAAGUUAUAGUAAAGAAAAAGAAAAAAGAAACUAGAAAACCAGUAGAGGAAAUCACCGAAGAAGUUGUUAUUAAACCACGAAAGAAUAAAGAACCUGAAGAAACCGAAGGAGUCAAAAUUAAAAAACCUAUUAAGCCUAGUGUCGAAGAAGCUGCGGAUGAAAUUACCAUUAAAAAACUAGAAACUGAAGAUAACCAAGAAGUUACUUUGAAAAGAAAGAAAAAGAUUGCCAAAAAAACAGUUGAUGAAGAAGUUGAAGAAUUCAUCAUAAAGCCACGAGCUGCUGAGAGUAAGCCGGAAGAUAUAGAGGAAACUGAAACUGUUAAAUUGCCAAAAACGAAAAAGCCAACCGUGGACGAUGUUGCUGAGGAAAUCACAAUUAAAAAACAAGAAAUCGUGGAACCCGAAGACGUGGCAGAAGAAUUUGUGGUUAAGAAAAAAGUUCCAAAACGCAAGCCUUCCAUAGAAGAACAUUCAGAAGAGGUUACUAUAAGAAAACUGAAACCUGUUCGUAAGCCCUCGCAUCCUGAGCUUACAGAAGUUACCGAAGUGGAAAACGUCACUUUCAGACCAAAAUCAACAAAAACAAAAGAAGAUGUUGAGCAAGAAUUUAAAAUUCAACUAGAUUCAUAUGCUGAGGAAGAAAUUUCCAUGUCAAGCAAAGUAAAAUUAAAGAAACAACGCCCUCAAACAUUCCAUGAAGAAACUGAAGAAGCAUCAAUAAAAAUCACAAAAGAGGUAGAACCAGAAGGCCCUCAAUUUGAAGAAAUCAUUGUUGAAGAAAGUGAACCUGAUCAAGAUGAAACUAUGUAUGAUGUGGAAGAACCAGAAGAUGAAUCUGUCGAGGACCUGCCAGAAGAUGAAAGUGUUCAAUUUGCAAUGCCUCUCAAGCGAAAGAAAAAGUAUUCUAUUCAAGAUAUUGAAGAAGAAGUUAGCUUUGGCAUUAAAAAGAAACAAGAAAUUACAGAGAUAGAUUCUGAGACCGUCGCUCUUAAAACUAAGAAAAAACCCAAACCGCAGACAUUUGAUGAAGAGGCUGUUUCUUUGAGUAUAAGACGAGAAUCUAUUAUAGAAGAUCAAGAUGGUGAUGAGAGUGUAGAAUUUGCUGUUCCACUUAGGCGCAAGAAGAAGUACUCUAUUCAGGAUGUUGAAGGUGAAAUUAGUUUUGGUAUUAAACAAGUAAUGAAAAGAAAGGUUACUGAAUUUGAUGCUGACGCUGUAAGUCUAAAACCUAAAACAAAACCUAAGAAGCCCACAUUUGAUCAGGAGGCCGUUUCUUUGAGCAUUCAAAGAGAGGAAUAUAUUGAAGACGAAGGUGAAGUGGAGAAUGUAUACUUCUCAAUAUGCGCAUAUGAUGCUGAAAAUGAAGAUGCUAUAGAUUUAGUAGAGGGUGAACGCGUCUAUGUCAUAGAAAAUACUAAUUCCGAUUGGUGGUUUGUCACAAAACAUCUUACUGAAGAGAAGGGAUGGGUGCCAGCACAAUUUUUGAUGAACGAAGUUAAUUACACCUUAUAUGUUCAAAGAAAAAUAAAUGAGAAGAUAGAUAAACUUCCAAUUUUUGAAAGAUCAGGUCCAGAUGAGAAAUCAAGCGCACCUAGAUUCAUAGAGAAACUUCAACCGAAGCACACACCAGAUGGUUUUACAGUCCAGUUUGAGUGUCAAGUUGAAGGACAUCCACGGCCACAAAUUACUUGGUUCCGUCAAACUGCAAUCAUAAAACCCUCACAAGACUUCCAGAUGUAUUACGAUGAUGAUAAUGUAGCGACACUUAUCAUUCGAGAAGUUUUUCCAGAAGAUGCCGGUACAUUCACAUGCGUGGCUAAGAAUGCGGCAGGAUUUGCCUCAAGUACUGCUGAACUCAUAGUGGAAGCCCCGUUAUCAGAUCAUGGUUCCGAUUAUACUGGUUUGUCGAGAAAGAGCAUGUCGAGAGAAUCAUCCUUAGCUGAUAUUUUGGAAGGAAUACCACCUACUUUUGCUAAAAAGCCGAGAGCGCAAUGCGUAAACGAAGGUGACGAUGUGAUACUUGAAUGUAGAUUAGUAGCAAUUCCCGAACCUGAUAUUACGUGGUUUUACAAUGGAGAAGAAAUUAUCAGUGAAAAAAAUAUAUCUAUAGUAACAGAAUCAGAUAUGCACAUGUAUAGCAGUAUAGUGAAAAUAACAAAAACUAUGAAAACUCAAGAAGGAUGCUAUGAAAUAGUCGCAACUAAUAGGGAAGGAGAAUCUUCUAUGCCAAUCAAUGUUAAAGUUAUUACAGGAGAGAAAGAGCCUCCACAGAUACUUGAACCUUUGAGAAGUGUGGUAACUAGAGAAGGCGAUACGGUUGUUCUUAGCACACAAAUCGUUGGGCAACCAACUCCUAAAAUUGUAUGGUACAAAGAUGGCAUUUUAGCUAAAAAUCUUAAAACAAAAAGUGAUAAAGAUACUCAUAUUUUAACAUUAAUCAGUCCGACAAUGAAAGAUGCUGGUGAAUAUAUGGUACGAGCUACAAACACAAUGGGAAAAGCUGAAACAAUGGCAACAGUGUCUCUAGAACCUUGUCUGUCAGAGAAAGAAGAACCUCCAUUAUUCCUUGAGAGAUUCCAAGAAGAAAAUGUAUUACAAGGUGAUACUGUUCGACUACUUGCUAAAGUAAGUGGUAACCCAGCACCAAAAAUAACAUGGUUGAAAAACAACAAACCAUUGCAACCUAAUGAAAGAAUUCAAUUCUCAUAUGAUGGCGAAAACAUUGAAUUGAUAAUCUUAAAUGCAGACACUGUUAAAGAUACAGGUGACUACAAAUGUAUUGCAACAAAUCCUGUUGGCAAAGCCUCGCAUGGUUCAAAAAUAAUAGUAGACUUAGAAAAAAUAACAUUUACCAAAAAGCUAAAGAAAACUAUAUUAAUUGAGGAAUCUGAAGAAUUAGUUUUGGAAUGUGAAACGUCACAUGAUGUUUCUACAAAUUGGAGCCAUAAUAACAAUAAUAUAAGUGGCAUGGAUCACAGACAAGUUAUACAUGAUGGUAAAAAACACAAAUUGAUUAUUAAAAAGUCAACAGUGAAAGAUCAUGGUGUCUACAGAUGCACCGUUCGUGAUCAAAUAACAGAAUGUUCAGUCACUGUAAAAGCCAUCAUACCAGAAUUUAUCCGCAAAUUGCAAGAUUUCGAGGUGAAAGAAAGAGAAACAGCAGUAUUAGAAGUUGAAAUCACAUCUGAGACAGCUGAUGUGACUUGGCACAAGGACGGCGAAGAGUUAACAAGAAUCAAUACUAAAUAUGUAUUUGAAAAACAAGGUACUGUUCGUAAGCUAUUGAUUAGAAACUCUUCAGUACAUGACGAAGGAGAAUACACAUGCACUGUGGGUGAAAAUGAGUGCAGUGCAGAAGUAACAGUUGUCGAAUUGCCACCAGAGAUAAUUAGUAAAAUGAAGGAUGUAACAAUAGCUAAAGGAGAAAAGGCUAUGUUUGAAAUUGAAUUAACAAAGGGUGAUGCAUUAGUGCGAUGGUUCAAAAAUAAAGUAGAGCUGAAAUUUUCUGAUCACGUUCAGUUAAGUAUUGAUGGAAAACGUCAAAGAUUGAAAAUUUAUAAUGCUGACAUGGAAGAUGCUGGAAUCUAUGAAUGUCAAGUUGGGGAACAAAAAUCAACAGCAAAGUUGACAGUCGAAGAACCAUCUAUUGAAUUUAUUACAAAACUUCCGGAUGUCACAUUAGUUCCUAAAAAUACAGAUGCCACAUUUACAGUUAAGCUUUCAAAGAGUGAUGUAUCAGUAAAAUGGUAUAUACGAGGCAAAGAAAUUCAGCCAGAUGAGAGGUAUAAUAUGAUAUCUGAAAAUGUAACAAGAACUUUAAUCAUGAAGAAAUGUACUGAAGAAGAUCAGAGCGAAGUCACAUGCGUUGCUUUGAAUGUCAAGACAUCAUCAAAACUAAAAAUAGAAAUUACAGAAAUGCCACCUAAAAUAGAUACAACAAAUAAAGAAAUUAAAGUAAAAGAAAACGAAGACGCUACUAUCACACUUAAUUAUACCUCCACUACUUUACCUCGAGAUGAAUGGUCUUGUCAAGGAAUUGUGCUUGUAAAGUCCAAACGUAUUGCUACAAAACUAACAGAUACUUUAGCAAGCUUGACCAUUAAAAAGGUUCAAGAAUCAGAUGCCGGAGAGUACACACUCAAUUUGAGAAAUAGUGGAGGCCGAAGUACAGCAGAUGUAUCAAUAAUUAUUAUGAAAAAACCGUCGCCUCCUGGUCGUCCUGAACCGUUGGUAAUUAGUGAUGAUAGCCUCACAUUAUUUUGGAAACCUCCAGAAUUUGAUGGAAACUGUAAAAUUCUGCAUUAUUCACUUAACUAUCGCACAAGAAAUGAAAUUAGCUGGACUACUAUUGAUAAUAUAACUGAUACAUCUUAUGCUAUUACAAAAUUAAGUAAAAAUGAGGAAUAUGUAUUCAAUGUUGUGGCUUUCAAUGAGGUUGGUCCUAGUGAGCCUUCAGAUAAUUCCAAAUAUCUCAAAACAUCAUCACUGACAUCUGAUGAACCACCUACUAUACAAGAACCUUUGAAAGAUGAAACUGUUGGCCUUAAACAACGGCUCACAUUAUCAUGUAUAAUCGGUGGUAUGCCAACCCCAGAAGUUAAAUGGUAUCACAACGAUCGCCACUUUAAAAAUAAGUCUAUCAGCUAUGAAAAUAGAGUCGCAAAAUACACCAUAACAGAAACUAAUGAAAAUUGUUCAGGUACAUAUACCUGUAAAGCAACAAACCAGGCAGGAUCUGCUGAAACAUCUUGCAAUGUAUCUGUACAAGAAUUACCAAAGAUCACAGUUGAUGAAAACAUGUUAGUACAAAAAUUAAGGGUUUCGACUCAAUGGAAGGUUUCGGCAGAGAUUACUGGUUUUCCAAAACCUGAAAUUAGUUGGCAGAAAGAUGGCAAACAAAUCCAAUCCACCAAGCACUGCAGUAUUUAUUAUGAUGAAACAUCAAGUUGUAUAGCUAUAUAUUCUUUGGAUAGGCAAGAUACAGGAAAAUAUACUAUAACAGCAACAAACUCUGCUGGAUCUUCUAGUGUUGAGAUUGAAUUGAGAGUUAUAGAUAAGCCUAGUAGACCCAGUGCAAUCUCAUUGAAAGAAGUUCAUAAAGAAUCAGUUGUUAUAGAAUGGACACCACCAUUAGAUGAUGGAGGAUUAGCUUUAACUAAAUAUGGACUAGAAAAAUGUGAUCCCGAGAAGAAGAUAUGGAUUAAAGUUGCUGAUCUAGAUAAAGAUGUUGAAUCAUUCUGCAUACAAAAAUUAUUAGAAGGUUCCGAAUAUUUGUUUAGGGUCUAUGCAGCAAACCCCAUUGGCUACUCUGAAGCUAUCGAAAGUGAUCCUGUCUUCAUUAGGAGUAGCUUUGGUAAACCAUCACCGCCGCGUGGACCAUUAGAUGUAUCAGGUAUGACAAAUACCUCAUUUACUAUUAAAUGGUUGUCGUCAGAAACAGAUGGGGGUACUCCAAUAAUAGAAUACAUAGUUGAAAUUAAGGAAAGUGCCAACAAAGCUUGGAAGAAGGCUGGAACUACCACAAAAGAUUGUACAUAUCUUCAAUUGACCGGUCUUAAGAAGGGCGCAUCAUAUGAUUUUAGAAUAUAUGCUCGUAAUGAGGCAGGAACUAGUGAUGCUUACAUUCCAGAUGAUAAAGUUACAGCAGGAAAAUUGAUAACACCACCUUCAAGUCCACAAAAUCUUUUGGUGUCUGAUUUUACAAGUCGAAGUGUAACAUUAACUUGGGAACCUCCAGCAAGUACAGGAGGCACAGAACUUACUGGCUAUAUAGUUGAGAAGAAAUUAGUAACAGUAAAUAAUUGGACUAAAGUUGUAACCUUAGAACCACAUAAUUUGCAAUAUCUUAUAGAAAAUUUGAAAGAGAAAUCUGAAUUUGUUUUUCGGGUAUUUGCAGAAAAUGCUAUUGGGCUUAGUACGCCCGCAGUAACAAGGAAUGUUACUCUAAAAACUCACGCAACUGUGCCAUCUCCUCCAACUGCUCCCUUAGAGAUGAGAAGUGUAGGUCCAAAUAAUAUUGUGAUAAGUUGGGGAAUUCCGGAAUCCGACGGUGGUGCUCCCAUCGAGGGUUACAACAUAGCUAUUAGAGAUGUUAAGAAAACUAUGUGGAUGGAAGUAGGACGCGUUCAGGCUUCAAUUCAGAAUUUUACUAUCAGGGAUUUACAGGAGCAGAACGAAUACUUGAUACGAAUAUUUGCGCGAAACGAGGUUGGACUCAGUGAUCCGUUAGAGUCCGAGGAACCUUACAAAGUGUUGCCGUCUGCAGAAGUGGACCACGCUGAUGAGCCUCGUACUGAACUCACGGAGCCCACAGGUUACAGUACUGAGAACACAUUGUCCUGGCUAAGAGAAAAUAAUAUGGAUGCCGAUAUACAUUCGUAUGCUCGAGGAAGGUUGUUGAGAAAGGAUGAAUAUUUCUUCAGGAUAUGGCAUUAUGCCAAACAAUUGUUCAAGUGAUGAGCGUUCCUAGGUAAACAUUAUAAUAAUUUAUUUAAUCUCCAGAAAUAAGAAAGUAUCUGUAAUUCCUCACCCCGGUUGCAGACAAACCUUGUUUUUGAGAGGUAAAUUGAAUGUGAAUCGUGCGAAGUUAAUUUUAUUUACUAUUAUUAUUGUCUUAUAUUGAUAAAAUUUAUGUUUAUUUUGAGGAACGCAAAUUGAUGAGUCCUUUAUAUUUAAUAUUUUAGCUUUAAAUAACGUAUUUAUAUUACAUUGUUCAAAGUUGAGUUAAAAAUGAUGUUUUAGUGUGUUUCUGUGAUAUGAAAAAAGUUUUAUAUGUUAUUCAGCCAUUUUAUCUGAUAAAGUAUUUUUAAUGGGUUUGCUUUUAAUUCAAAUGCUACAUUAUGAACAUAUUUCAUCAUUUGACAUUGGGAGAUAAUAUAGGUGCACAAAUCUUGUCUCAGAUGGUGAAAGCAUUUCAUAAAGGGCAUUUUUGUUACAAGUUUA
Molecule: messenger RNA, 44350 nt
Organism: Ctenocephalides felis (cat flea)
Lineage: Eukaryota; Metazoa; Arthropoda; Insecta; Siphonaptera; Pulicidae
Product: titin
Exons: 47
Coding region: 167-43864 (14565 amino acids)
Molecular function (GO): protein binding
Source: RefSeq, a predicted model, not a curated record